This is a messenger RNA of Closterium sp. NIES-67, 6058 nucleotides long. The record is from the annotation of a GenBank genome assembly. Lineage: Eukaryota; Viridiplantae; Streptophyta; Zygnematophyceae; Desmidiales; Closteriaceae.
UGACCUUGUUAUCUCCAUAUUUUAGAAUCUACUAGAAGUUGGUAGCUUCUGCGCUUCCCUAUUCCACGUCUCGUUUAUCUCCCGCUUUCGUGAUGGUAUUUGGUCGAUAAAAUACCCGGAAUUGGCUAGGAUGCUUGAAGAGACCAAAAGUACGGUGGCGUCCCGCUCCAAUUUAGACGCUUUAUUAGAACCCUGUAGUGACGGGCUUCGUGUCAACGAAUGAAGCCCUAAAUACAAUAGUGUUUUCUUUCUAGCCAAGUUAGAAAGAAAGACUAAAGUUCCGCAUUAAGGUUUCUUUCUUUCUAGGUCUUGCAUGCAAAAUCCCCUGUCCUUUCAUCUGAGAGGCUAAGUAAGAAACGCUCACACAUCGCGACAACAUGGCCGCCUCCUUGUGUUCCUCCGCUUGUCCCUUGUCUCCCCCAAUUAAAGUCCAGGCUCCAACCCCCGGAUCUUCCGCCGUGAUGUCCGCUUCGCUUAGUCCAUCCUCUUCUAGUCCGUUCUCGUCAAGUCCGUGUUCGUUAAGUCCGUUCUCGUCACGCGUUCCCGUCGCUAGACCUACUCGUUCCAAUGUCCUAUCUUCGAAAACCCAUCUCUCGUCUAUAUUUCCUUCGUCAAACGGGAGUUUGCAUUCAAGAUUAGUCAUGAGAGGGUCCCCUUAUCCCGUUAUAGCGCCAACCGCCGGAAUUGCAUCUCUCGUCCUCCAGUCCCCGUCGCACAUUCGUCGACGUGUUUCCAGGGGUGUGACGGAUGGCUCCACGUGUCAGUUCCCGAUUCGCAGAUUAAACUCCUGUAGCUGUUUCGCGAAAUCAUCUCAGAGGGUUCGCGAGCGGCUAUCAUCGGCUUUAAGGAGGGAUUUUCAAGAGAACGUCCCGUCAAAUGCCCGCGCAAAUGCCCGCGCAAAUGUGCGCGCACGGGCGUAUGUGGGUCCUCUCACAGGCUCUUCAGAUGCGGAAAACGUGGAGGGGCUUGCAGGGGAAGAGGAGCUGGGAACAACGACGCACGCGGAAUGGGAACCCAAUGACGUGGAAAAGCACCGCGCUGACGUGGAGAAGUGCCGUGAUGACGUGGAGCAGGUCGCACGAGAUUGGCGGGUGGAGGAAGGUGGAGGGGAAGCGGAGUCAGAAGCAGCAACGGGAGCAGCAGCGUCAGGAGCAGGGACAGCAGAAGCAACAGCAGGAGCAGCAGCAGCAGCAGGAGCAGGAACAGUAAGCGAAGAGGCGGGGCUAGGAGUAGAAUCAGACAUUGCGUGUGGCGAAGGGAUUGGAAACGGGGCGGUUAUGGAUGGCAGUGCGACUGAUGCGGGUCAAUCCAGGUGGGGAUUCGACCAGCAGCAAGAGCAGCAGGAAGAAUUGGAGGAUCAGGAGCAUCAGCAGCAGCAGAAUCAGCCGCAGCAACAGGAGCAGCAGCAGUUUGAGGAGCAGCGGAAGCAACAACCGCAGUAUAGCCAUCUGCAGGAUGCUCAGUGGCAAGAGCAACAUGCACAGGAAAACUACUGGGCAGAUCAGCAAGAGCAGCAGCAACAAGAGCAGCAAUUUGAGCAGGAGCAGCAAUUUGAGCAGCAACAGCAGCAAUUUGACCAAGAGCAACAAGCACAGGCAGAGCAUUGGGCAGCUCUGCAGCAGCAGCAGCAGCGGCAAGAGCAGCAGCAAUUUGACCAAGAGCAGGAUGCGCAGUGGAAAGAGCAACAAGCACAUGCAGAAUACUGGGCAGAUCAGCAGCAGCAGCAGCAACAAGAGCAGCAAUUUGAGCUGCAACAGCAGCACUUAGAGAAACAACUAGAGCAGCAGGAGCAGCAACAACAGGAUGCGCAGAGGCAGGAGGAACAAGCACAGGCAGAAUACUGGGUAGGGCAGCAACGGCAACAGCAACAAGAGCAACAGCAAGAGCAGCAAGGGCAGCAGCAGCAGGACGCGCAGUGGCAGGAACAACAAGCACAGGCAGAAUACUGGGCAGAGCAGCAACAGCAUCAGCAACAGCAACAACAAGAGCAGCAAGAGCAACAGCACCAGCAGCAGCAGCAAUACGAGCAGCAACAGCAGCAGGAACAGCAGCAGGAUGUGCAGUGGCAAGAGCAACAAGCGCAGGCGGAACGCUGGGCGCAGCAGCAGCAGAUACAGCCUGAGUACCAACAGCAGCAGGGGGAGGAGGAGCAGCAAUUAGAGCGUGAGUAUCAACUGCAUGAGCAGCAAGCACAGGCAGAGGGCUGGGCGCAGCAGCAGCAGCAGCAAAUGGAGCCUUCUGAGUACUCGUCGCAGCAGCAAGUGGCCAUGGAGCAGCAGCAAGACUACUCGUCGCAGCAGCAAGAGUACUCGUCGCAGCAGCAAGAGUACUCGUCGCAGCAGAAAGAGUACUCGUCGCAGCAGCAAGUGGGCACGGAGCAGCAGCCAGUGGGCACGGAGCAGCAGCCAGGGGUGAUGGGUGUUGGAUUCCUGGACUAUAGUGACGAGGAGGAAGGGGAUGAGGAAGCUGCGUGGGUGCUUCUUGAUGUCCAUGCAGAGCACGAGGAGGAUACCGUUGUGUUCAGGUUCGGGUCGAGAGAGCAGGCGGAAGCGAGAGUGGAGCAGUUGGAGCGGCAGGCGCAGAGCCUGAGGGAGCAGAUCCAAGAUGCAGAGAGGGAGAAGCAGGCGCGGCAGCAGCUGCAGCUGCAGUUGCAAAAGGAACAGCAGGAGCAGCAGGAGUGGCAGGAGCAGCAGGGGCAGCAGCAGCAGGAGCAGCAGGAGCAGCAGGAAGGGGGAGGGGGGGCUGGCGUGCAAUUUGUAUCGAGUCAAGAGCCGGUUGGGGUGCAAGAGAUGCAGUGGGAGGAGCAGGAGCUGCGGCAGCUUAUGGACCAGCAGAGGGAGCACCAGCAGCAGCAGGUGGAGUUUGAGUGGAACGAGCAGCAGCAGCAGCAGCAGCAGCAGCAGCAGCAGCAGCAGCAGCAGCAGCAGGGGUAUGGAGCAGGUGAGGAGCAGGGGUUCAGAGAGGAAGGGCAGAUCCAGCAGCGAUUUGAAGGGGAGGGAGAAGCCCAGCAGAGUGAAGCCCAACAGAGUGGAGCCCAGCAGGGGUACAUACCAGAGGAGCAGGGCGAACAGGGAUUCCAGGAGGAGCAAGACGUAUCUUUGCAAGGGUAUGAGGGGCUAUCUCUGCAGCAGGCCUUGCAGGGGCAGGAGGGGCAGCGGGGGGAUCAGGGCAUUCAGGGCGCUCAGGACGUUCAGGGCAGUGCGUCUCCUGCGGAUUGGGAGGCCACUGGUCGUCCUGGCACCGUGCUUCUAGAGGAGGAGGAGGUUUUCCCUAUCCCGGUCCCAGUGCUGCAAUCCGAAGUGGAAGGGGUGCAGUUUGCAGUGCAAGAGCAAGCGGCACAGGAGCUAGGAGCACCAGAGGAGGCAGCACAGGGGCACACAGGACAAGAGCAAUAUGUAGAGCAGGGAGCAGCAGGGCAAGGAGCGGAGGCAGGGGCACAGGAGGGAGGGGCUUUUGCAGGGGAAGAGGUGGCAGACGAAGCACCUCUGUAUCCGGAGAGCGAGAGCCUGGCCAUCCAGGUGCCUGAGGGCAAGGAGGACGUGGUGCUCCACCAGCUGCAGCUGAAGGUUGGCGUCUACAGCGUGCCCCACCCUGCCCGGGCAUCACGAGGGGGCGACGAUGCUUACCUGGUGGAAGGGAACUGGCUGGGCGUGGCGGAUGGCAUUGGCACGUGGACGGACCAAGGCAUCAACGCGGGGCUGUAUUCCCGUGAGAUGAUGUGGAACUGUGUCAACGUGAUCCGCUCCCGGCAGGAGGGGGCGGACAGCGACGCGGAGGACGACAGCGAUGACGAGUUUGCCGACCACCUGGACGGCAGAUCCGAUUCUGAGCUGGACUCCGAUCACAACGACUCAGCAGGCGUCGGGCGGGGCGCGGCGGGCGGCGGCGCGGACGGCGGUGCGGGCGGCAGGAGAGGGAGGGGCGUGGGGAGCGGGGGAGGGGUGGUGAGCGGGGUGGGGGCGGGGGGCGAUGACUACGACUAUGGGUACUAUGAGGAGGAGGAGCUUGAUCCCAUGGAUCCCAAGGGGGUGAUUGAGGAGAGCCACAGCCGCACGGAUUUACGGGGAUCCUGCACCAUCACUCUGGCAGUGCUGGAUAAAGAUCGCCUGCGGGUGGCCAGCAUAGGCAGCUGCGGGUUCGUACUGCUGAGGAGGGGCGAGCUGGUGAUUCGGUCGGAGCGCAUGGAGCACUCGUUUGGCAACCCCUUCCAGAUAGGCCACGAGGCGGGGGACGGCCCAGACUGCGCCAAGGACUACACCAUUCCCGUGCAAGCAGGAGACGCGAUCCUCCUGGCGACCAACGGGCUCUUUGACAACCUGUUUCUCGACACGAUCGUGCGCGUGCUGUGUGCAGCGCUGCAGGAGGGGAAGAGACCAGAGUCCGUGGCUCGCAAGCUCGUGUCGAUGGCGCAUAAAUCAGGGGAGAGCACAGUCGAGCCGACACCGUAUGCAAUAGCCGCUAAAGCAGCAGGGGUGAACCACGAGGGGGGGAGGAGGGACGACGUGACGGUGAUAGUGGCGUACGUGCAAUGAGGGGGGAAGGAGGGGAAGAGGGGAGGAGGGGAGGAGGGGAGGGGAAGAGGAGGGAUGGCUUCAAAAGCAGCAGGGGUGAACCACGAGGGGGGGAGGAGGGACGACGUGACCGUUCUUGUGGCGUAUGUGCAAUGAGGGGGGGAGGAGGGGAGGAGGAGGAGAGGGGGGGAUGUAAGGAGAGGAGGAGGGGAGAGGGGGAGGAGGGGAGAGGGGGAGGAGGGGAGGAGAGAUGGCUUCGUGUACGUACUCAGGAGCACCCAAGGCAGCAGGGGUGAACCACGAGGGGGGGAGGGGCCAUGUGACUGUUAUAGUGGCAUACGUGCAAUGAGGGGAGAAAUGCGGGGGGGGGGGAGAGGGGGGAGGAGGGGAAGAGGGGAGGAGGGAUGGUGUGAUGCAGGGGAGGGAACGGGAGAGCCGACACUGUAUGCGAUAGGAGCCAAGCCAGCAGGGGUGAAUCAUGAGGGGGGGAGGAGUGACGAUGUGACUGUCAUAGUGGCUUAUGUGCAAGGAAGGGGGGAGGAAGGGAGGUGGCAUUUCGACAGGUGCGUGCUUCUUUGUAGGCGGUUCCAGGCACCUGGAAGUGCAGCGCAGGUGCCUGGAAGGUCUCUGUAGGUAAAGGCUUUGGUGGUUGGCGAUAAGCUGAGAGCAAGCAACGAGGCGGCAAUGUCAAGGUGCAAGAAUAAGGGGGGGAGGGCGAGGGAGGGGGCUUUUUUUUCGCAUCAUCCCUCUCCUCCACACCUUCCCUCCCAUCCACGACACAACCCUCCAUCUUUCCUCCUUGCAACCCCUCCACCUCCAUCUUGCUUUGUGGUGCUCCAGACCUCAGCUUCCUGCACCUCCAUGGUGCUUCGAUGCGCCUUGCACCUGCCACUAUCGGUGGGCCUUCGAGUCAGAUCCCCCAGUAGAGCCACUCCACCUCCCACCUCCCACCUCCCACCUCCCACCUCCGAGUCUCCAUCUCGUCUCCGUCUGUCCCUGCUCCCACCAGUCCAUUUUCAUCCGCAUCAUCUCAGCCGUUGAUCCCCAUCUCCAUCGUCUGUUUGCUUCCGCCACCACUUCCACUGGCAUUUUGAGCCCCCUAAAACGCCAUUUCCACCACCGCAGCUCCCGUCAUCGUGUCCUCUCCAAGCCACUACACGGUUUCCACCACAACACUCUCUCUCCACUGUGCGGGUCCGGUUAGGUCCGGUCUCUCUGCCGCCCGAGCUUUGCGCUGAUUGUGUUGGCGAGCCUAGUGUUUUGCGAGCGAAAGGUUUCCACCAGGUGCAGGUGCAGCCUACAAGCCUGUGUUGUGUGCAUCAAGUGUGCUUUGAGCUCCGCUUUUUGCAGCGUUGGUGAACGCAAUUUCCAUGCAAGGGUUGACCCCUAGUCGACUGUACUAGUCUGCCUUAAGUAGCAAGUUAUCAGCGUGGUCUAUGUUUUCUUGGCUAGUCGAGGCUAGUGCUUGUGCGCGUCUACUCGGAGUGGUGUUGAGUGUGUGACUAUAUGGUGUGAAUGAAAUCAAUUGGACCAAAUGUAUUUGAGAC